Messenger RNA from Mastomys coucha (southern multimammate mouse), 5814 nucleotides. It is a transcript of the gene Slc6a2, whose product is annotated as solute carrier family 6 member 2. The transcript is spliced from 15 exons. The record is from RefSeq and is a predicted model, not a curated record. Gene Ontology annotation, biological process: dopamine uptake involved in synaptic transmission; sodium ion transmembrane transport. Lineage: Eukaryota; Metazoa; Chordata; Mammalia; Rodentia; Muridae. Gene Ontology annotation, cellular component: plasma membrane; presynaptic membrane; neuronal cell body membrane. The coding region runs from base 173 to 2029 and encodes 618 amino acids. Gene Ontology annotation, molecular function: dopamine:sodium symporter activity; neurotransmitter:sodium symporter activity; norepinephrine:sodium symporter activity.
CGUGCCCGCAGCGCUCCCAGGGCUCCGCCUGAGUGCCACGCGGCGGAGCCCAGCCCGGGCUGGAGCCCGGGAUCCCCGUGCUGUCCGCCACGUGAGUGCGCUCUGCGCGGGACCGAAGCAGAACUUUGGUGUGUCCCCAGUGCCUCCGAAGUCCCUCUCUCCAGCCGCACCCAUGCUUCUGGCGCGAAUGAAUCCGCAGGUGCAGCCGGAGCUCAGCGGGGCGGACCCGCUGCAGCCGGAGCAGCCCCUGAGGCCCUGCAAAACCGCCGAUCUGCUAGUGGUGAAGGAGCGCAACGGCGUCCAGUGUCUCCUGGCGUCCCAGGAUGGCGACGCGCAGCCCCGGGAGACUUGGGGCAAGAAGAUUGAUUUCCUGCUGUCUGUGGUGGGCUUCGCGGUGGACCUGGCCAACGUGUGGCGCUUCCCCUAUCUCUGCUACAAGAAUGGUGGUGGUGCCUUCCUGAUUCCAUACACGCUGUUCCUCAUCAUCGCUGGGAUGCCCCUAUUUUACAUGGAGCUGGCUCUGGGGCAGUACAACCGGGAGGGGGCAGCUACAGUAUGGAAGAUCUGCCCUUUCUUCAAAGGAGUGGGCUAUGCUGUGAUCCUCAUUGCCCUCUAUGUCGGCUUUUACUACAAUGUCAUCAUUGCCUGGUCACUCUACUACCUCUUUGCAUCCUUCUCCUUGAGCCUACCCUGGACCAACUGUGGCCACUCCUGGAACAGCCCCAACUGUACUGACCCCAAACUCCUCAACGCCUCGGUGCUGGGUGACCACACCAAAUACUCCAAAUACAAGUUCACACCGGCUGCAGAGUUCUAUGAACGUGGAGUCCUACAUUUGCAUGAGAGCAGCGGGAUCCAUGACAUCGGCCUGCCCCAGUGGCAGCUGCUGCUCUGCCUGGUGGUUGUCAUCGUUGUCUUGUAUUUUAGCCUCUGGAAAGGAGUGAAGACGUCAGGAAAGGUUGUCUGGAUCACAGCCACCCUGCCUUACUUUGUUCUAUUCGUGCUCCUGGUCCAUGGCGUCACACUGCCUGGUGCCUCCAAUGGCAUCAAUGCCUACCUGCACAUUGACUUCUACCGCCUCAAGGAGGCCACGGUGUGGAUUGAUGCUGCAACCCAGAUAUUUUUUUCUCUGGGGGCUGGAUUUGGAGUCUUGAUUGCAUUUGCCAGUUACAAUAAAUUUGACAACAACUGUUACAGGGAUGCUCUGUUGACCAGCACCAUCAACUGUGUUACCAGUUUUAUUUCUGGAUUUGCCAUCUUCUCCAUCCUUGGUUACAUGGCCCAUGAACAUAAGGUCAACAUUGAGGAUGUUGCCACUGAAGGAGCUGGUCUUGUGUUUAUCCUGUAUCCAGAAGCCAUCUCUACUCUGUCGGGAUCCACGUUCUGGGCCGUCCUGUUCUUCUUGAUGCUCCUGGCUCUAGGGCUAGAUAGCUCAAUGGGAGGCAUGGAAGCAGUCAUCACUGGACUAGCUGAUGACUUUCAGGUCUUGAAGCGACACCGGAAACUCUUCACGUGUGUUGUCACCAUCAGUACCUUCCUUCUGGCAUUGUUUUGCAUAACCAAGGGAGGGAUUUAUGUCCUCACUCUGCUGGACACCUUUGCAGCAGGCACCUCUAUUCUGUUUGCGGUACUUAUGGAGGCCAUUGGAGUUUCCUGGUUUUAUGGUGUGGACAGGUUCAGCAACGACAUCCAGCAGAUGAUGGGUUUUAAGCCAGGCCUGUACUGGAGACUGUGCUGGAAGUUUGUGAGCCCCGCCUUCCUCCUGUUUGUGGUGGUGGUCAGCAUCAUCAACUUCAAGCCGCUCACCUAUGAUGACUACGUCUAUCCUCCCUGGGCCAACUGGGUUGGGUGGGGCAUUGCCCUCUCGUCCAUGAUCCUGGUACCUGCCUAUGUCAUCUACAAAUUCUUCAGCAUAAGGGGCUCCCUUUGGGAGAAAGUGGCCUACGGAAUCACCCCGGAGAAUGAGCACCACCUGGUGGCCCAGAGAGAUGUGAGACAGUUCCAGUUGCGGCACUGGCUGGCUAUCUGAACCUGGCCCUGAGGAGGAAGAGGAACCCAUGUGCCAACGUCCAGGUCCAGGGUAUCCUCUUCGCCCCCACUCGGACACCACCUUGGGAUUCCUCUCCUGGAAGAUCCCUUCCUGAAUGAUCCUGUUUUCUCAGUUACUAAUGAUUCUGUGACUCUGGUUUUUGUUCACCUUCUGUUCAUCUGGCCUGACGGCAGUGAGUGUGGGGAACUGGUGAGCUUCGAGGAAGAGGCUGGAAAGAGGAAGUGGGAUAUGAAUUCUGGAACUCUGGCUUGAGGGCAAGCUUACUGUAUUGGGAGCACACCUGAGCUGAGGUUCACAGCUUGGACAGAAACCCCUCUGGGAUUUGCUUGGACUUCAUAUUAUAAAAGAAAUCUUCAGUUCACCCAUGCGGAGAGAAGAUUGGCUUCUGGUUAGAUAUCAAAAGCCCAACCAAACCCUGAUGGAGUCUGUGUGGGGACCAAGGUGUGCGGGUUACCCUUCUCUUUCCAUUUAUCCAGUCACGCUCUGAUAUCUGAGCCUCUGCUUGGGGGUAGGGCUUUAUUUUCACUGAAAAUGCAGCUGGUAGGUGUUCUAGGGGAGGGGAAGGGCUGGGCAGAAACUCUCUGACUUAGCUAUCUAGCUGGUCAAAGGCUGGCUUUGGUAUGUUCUAGAAUAUUACUCUAACGUCUGGUGUUUGGGUGGUCCCCAAACCAUGAUUUCGGGGAAGAAUGUAGCUGUACUACCAGUGAAGAAGUUCCCUAAAGUCAGAUACUUCAGAAAGAUGGUAACCUCUAGACAAAUUAUGCCUGUCAAGGCCACCCUUGUCCUGUCAGACAUAUGGGUAGUUCCUAAGACUUUCCUAGGGAUUAAGGCAGGGUCCCUCUGAAGCCAGAGAUGUGUGCUCAUCAGGGAUCUCUGUCCUGUGAGGCUAGGUGGGUGUCUUAGGUGGGUGUUGAUAGGCUGCCAUGGUUCUUUAUGGUAUCCCCCUGGGAACCUCAGCAGACAGGGGUCCUGAGCAGUGGAGUCCAUUGGCUCUGAACAUGGCCUGGUUUUUUUAUUUACUUGACUUGGUACCUUGGAGGGCACAAUGGGACUUACCACAGCCCAGUACAGGCUCUCAUGUUCAGGGAGGGUAUGCUGACUGGCAGGGACAGGGUUCAGGAAAUUUCUAAGUUCACGUGUGACACAGACUUGCAACUAGUGCCCUCUGGUGGUUAGUUUCGGUUCGUUGCGGGGAAAGGAUGAUUUGGUAAAUUGAUGGCAUCUCCUUGGGAUUUAUGUUUCUGCCUUAAGUAUCUUAUGCCCUUGUUUGAAAUCUAGAAUCACAGGUUGCCAUUGUGAUAGUGGGAUUCCCUUUCAUAGGUUGUGCGUGCAUGUAUGCGUGUGUGUGUGUGUGUGUGUGUGUCUGUCUGUCUGUCUAUAAGUGCAUGUUUGGGUGUGUCUACGUAUGUAUAUAUGUGUGUGUGUUCAUGUGUGCAUACAUGUGUGUGUGUGUGAUUGGAGUCUUGAAGGAGGCACAUAGAGAAACUAGGAUGCCCCCGUGUCUCAUGGAGGCUGUAAAAAGAGGCCAGGUGAGGCCAGCUGGGGAUGAGGAGAUGGUUUACUCUGAGGAUGCUCCAAAAUUUCCCCCCAAAUCAGGAUCCUUGAGUUGUUCCUUAGAGGAAAUUUGAUUUUUCCAUGUAAGAAGGCCAUGUCAGUUCAAGGCAUCCCUCAUUGGCAAAUGUCUUGGAGUAUUUGAGUGGAAAAGCUUUCCCUUCCACUGCAAGGUAGGUGCAAGCCAGGGCCCUCUUAGCAUCAACCUCAACACCUCUUACGAGUAGUAAUUCCUUUCCAGUUGUUCCCUUUAAAGUAUUGUAUUAUUAUUAUUUAAACAAUCCAUGUUCACCCUCACUACCUCCCAGCUGUCCCAUAGAAAGGAAGGCUGCUUCCCACCUCCCCCACUUCCCUGGUGAGAAGAUGAGAAAUCUCGAUUGCUCAAGGUCUCUGCUCCCUAGGGAUCUGGGUGGACCCUCCGUCCCCAUCUUGUCUUCACAGUCCAGAGCACCAGGGAACUCUGUGUUUACCCUACCACGGGCUGACACCAAACAGAAUGCACAAAGUGCCACUUAAGGGGAAGGAAUGUUUCUCAGCAGAACAAAGUGUUGGGAGGAGGGCAGGAGGAUGUUACUCAUCUCCCCCCACUGGCUCACCGAGAGGCAUUGUCAUCGCCUUUGAUGACAAGUCACCCUUUGAACAGUGAGGCCUGAGAAGGAAGAAACCACCUGACUGACUCAAGUGCACAUGCUCAGAAAGCCGUGGUGCCUUGGAUCAGCACAGGGCCGCCAUUUUCUUGUUACUAUCUGAGUGGCCUCUUCGCCUGCAGACACUGUCCUCUCUCGGGGGUUGAAGUUGAAAAUGUGGUGCUAGCCGAAUGAGCCCCAGACUAAAGCAAUGGUGCUGCUUUGUGGCAAAGUCGGCUCCUGAGACUGGGACAAAGUGGUUCAUGGCUCCAGGCCCAGGUGCUCUAGUGGGAGAGGGGCAAGACACCCAGAAAGCCCCUGGAGGUUCUCAUGAAGGUGCUAGGAGGUCACCUUUCCACCCACACUUUCCAGAUGGGGGUUAAUGCGUUAUCAUGAGUAAUGCUUGCCUUCUGUGUUCUGACUAACUUUUUUUAGUAGCAGGACCAGCAUGCUCCUCAGUACUGUAUGUGACACUCGACACUCUUGAUAGUUGAUUGGAAUUUUAGAGAAUUGUUUCCUAUGAUAUGUGAGACCUCUGUUUAAGACUUUAGCAUUACUUAGUCUCCACCUGCCAGUCUCCAUUCUAGAGUCAAGUGAGACAGAAGAGAAAGUGGAGACUAACUCACAACAGAUCCUGCUCAAUGAAGGUCCCUAAACUGCCUUAAUUCUCAGAGGGAGUUCCUGCCCAGGUGGAAGCCAGUUGUCCCCUGUCACACAGUCAUCCAGUCUAGAUUUUCUAGAUUUGGUCAUGUAAGAUGGACAUGUUCUUACCAAAGAAAUCAUUUCUACCCCAUUAAGCUCACUCACUUCAUGAAUUUGUUUAUUUCGUUUAAAAACUAUGGUGAAGAAGUGGUCAGAGUAGGUGUUUGGUGUGGUGGAAGCAGCACAGCAUUUAGAAUUGACCAGCAGUGGCUUUGCAGCCAGUUAGCUAUAGCUUGAGAGAGGAACUUUACAUCUUUGGGUUUUGGGGGGGCACAUCUCUAUAAAAACAGGGAUUUGAGCAGGUCAUCAAAAGACACAUCCAGUUGAAAACAUAAACCAGAAGAAAGCACAAUAACAUCCUUGUGCUAAAGUCACGAUGAAGAAAGCAUGUCACCUCAGAAGCUUCCAGAAGUGACCCCAUAACUGACCAUCUCUUGGGCUUAGAAGUAGAGGUUUCUGCCUGCAGAGCUUUGAUUUUCCGGUGUGUCCCGUAGCUCCUCUUUUCCAGAGGUUUCUUUUCAUCUCGUGCCAGAAAGCCCUGGUGUUUGAGAAGAAGUCAAGUGCAUCCCUCUAGCACUGAGAAGGCAGAGGGUGUCACUCUGCCCUGUGUUUGCAGGCCUGGGGCCCCACAGCUCUGCCCACAGGCAUGGUGCUUGGCCCCAGUUGGUGACUGUGAAGUGGGGGGUGCCUGCCCUUGCUCUACUGUCUCUACAUCUGUGUACAUAGGAUUGUUACAUUCUCAUUUUCUCCGUGUCACCGACCGUUCAAGCAUCAUGCGGAUCUCUGCGUCUGCUUUGGGUUUAUUUUGAAAGUUGUUCUCUUCAUGGGGAAAAAAAAUAUCAAAUAAAUGUACAGUAUAAUAAAGGAUAUUUCCUGUGCCGUGUA